AGAAAUUCAAGUCCCAAUCUCCUACCCAUACCGCUCUUUCCACUCCAGGGUCGUCUUUAUAAAGUUUCAGGGUCCUGUCCUCUUCGAAUUGUUUAUUCUACUAUCCGUUUCAUUCACUUCACUCCCCGCAUAACUUUAUAUCACUCUUAAUAUCCAUCAUGUCUCCCGCUGCGCUCGAAAAGGAAGACCAUACUCGCGAUGCCGAGUUCAACAAAGCCAUGCACGGCAAGUCUGCAAAGGCUCGCGGUGGCAUGACUGCUAUGUUGCAAAAGGACAAGGCUGCCCAGCAAGCCGCUGUCGACGAGUACUUCAAGCAUUGGGACAACAAGGCCGCUGGCGACGAGACUGAGGAGACCCGCAAAGAACGACGAGACGAAUACGCCACGCUCACAAGACACUACUACAACCUCGCAACCGACCUGUACGAGUACGGUUGGGGACAGUCUUUCCACUUUGCCCGCUACGCAUAUGGCGAGUCCUUCUACAAGGCCAUUGCCCGCCACGAGCACUACCUUGCCCACAAGAUGAACCUCCAGGACAACAUGCGCGUGUUGGAUGUUGGCUGUGGUGUGGGUGGACCCGCCCGCGAGAUUGUCAAGUUCGCUGGUGUCAACGUCGUUGGAUUGAACAACAACGACUACCAGAUUGAGCGUGCCACUGCCUACGCCGAGAAGGAGGGUCUCUCGGACAAGCUCAAGUUCACCAAGGGUGACUUCAUGCAAAUGUCUUUCCCCGACAACUCUUUCGAUGCCGUCUACGCCAUCGAGGCCACUGUCCACGCACCAUCGCUCGAGGGCAUCUACAGCGAGAUCUUCCGCGUUCUCAAGCCCGGCGGUGUCUUUGGUGUCUACGAAUGGCUCAUGACCGACAAGUACGACAACGACAACCCCCACCACCGCGAGAUCCGUCUCGGAAUCGAGAUUGGUGACGGUAUCUCGAACAUGGAGAAGAUUGAGGUUGCGCUCGAUGCCAUGAAGAAGGCCGGCUUCGUCAUGGAGCACAACGAGGAUCUGGCAGACAGGGACGACCCUUACCCAUGGUACUGGCCUCUGUCCGGUCAGCUGAAGUACAUCAGCACCAUUGGCGACAUUCCCACCAUCCUUCGCAUGACCAAGGUCGGACGUGGCCUCAUCCACAAGUUCGUCGGUGGUCUUGAGAUGAUCGGUCUCGCCCCCAGGGGUACCCAGAAGACUGCCGACAGUCUUGCUCUUGCAGCAGACUGCCUUGUCGCUGGUGGCAAGGAGAAGCUCUUCACGCCCAUGUAUCUCAUGGUCGGAAGGAAACCGGCCGACGCAUAAGCCUUCGAUUCUCGCUUCCCUUUGCAUUAGACUUCUCUUCGCAUCUAAAAUCUCGUGGGUCUGCGAGCUAUUCCUUCGAUAUAGGAGCAUCAUCUCCUGGCAUUUGCAUCACGCGCAUUGGAGACGCGCAUAUAUACUGUAAUAUUUGGAAGUAGGGCACGGCUAGGGACGGUCAUGGUAACGCGAAAUGUGGUGCUAUAGAGAAUAGAAGUAAUCCUCAUCUGAAUAUUUUGACC
Molecule: messenger RNA, 1534 nt
Organism: Alternaria rosae
Lineage: Eukaryota; Fungi; Ascomycota; Dothideomycetes; Pleosporales; Pleosporaceae
Product: S-adenosyl-L-methionine-dependent methyltransferase
Exons: 3
Coding region: 159-1298 (379 amino acids)
Biological process (GO): ergosterol biosynthetic process
Cellular component (GO): endoplasmic reticulum
Molecular function (GO): sterol 24-C-methyltransferase activity
Source: RefSeq, a predicted model, not a curated record